Sarcophilus harrisii (Tasmanian devil) is the source of this 2996-nucleotide messenger RNA. RefSeq names its product NADPH--cytochrome P450 reductase. Gene Ontology annotation, molecular function: flavin adenine dinucleotide binding; NADPH-hemoprotein reductase activity; FMN binding. Gene Ontology annotation, biological process: response to hormone. The record is from RefSeq and is a predicted model, not a curated record. The transcript is spliced from 16 exons. Bases 166 to 2196 code for a protein of 676 amino acids. NCBI's taxonomy places the organism in Eukaryota, Metazoa, Chordata, Mammalia, Dasyuromorphia, Dasyuridae. Gene Ontology annotation, cellular component: cytosol.
CACCCCAGCCCCCGGAGCCCUGAGAAGGCUCGUGGACCUGUCCAAGAGGAACCUCCUAGGGAGAGUGCUUCAGCUUUCUGGACACUCCCGGUUCAAGUGCAGCUCCCCCUUCCCCUCCGGAAAGUCCUCCUGAGCCCCAAGAAGAUCCCAGUAAAACACAUCAACAUGGCAGACGUGGACACCAGCGCCACCGCAUCGGAGGCUGGAACUGAAGAUGUUUCCCUUUUCAGCAUGACAGACAUGUUUCUCUUUUCACUUAUUGUGGGGCUCCUGACCUACUGGUUCUUCUUCAGAAAGAAAAAGGAAGAAAUCCCCGAGUUCACUAAAAUUCAGCCUGUACCUCCAAAUGUCAAAGAAAGUAGCUUUGUGGAGAAGAUGAAGAAAACGGGUAGGAACAUCGUUGUGUUUUAUGGCUCCCAGACGGGCACAGCUGAAGAAUUUGCUAACCGCCUCUCCAAAGACGCCCACCGUUACGGAAUGAGGGGCAUGGCUGCGGACCCCGAGGAGUAUGACUUGGCGGAUUUGAGCAGUCUUCCAGAAAUAGAGAACUCCCUGGCUGUGUUCUGCAUGGCCACCUAUGGCGAGGGAGACCCCACAGACAAUGCUCAGGACUUCUAUGACUGGCUGCAAGAGACAGAUGCGGAUCUCUCUGGUGUCAGAUUUGCGGUGUUUGGUCUUGGGAACAAGACCUAUGAACACUUCAACGCGAUGGGGAAAUAUGUGGACAACAGGCUGGACCAGCUGGGGGCUCAGCGGAUAUUUGAACUCGGCCUGGGAGAUGAUGACGGGAACUUGGAGGAAGAUUUUAUCACCUGGAGAGAGCAGUUCUGGCCGGCCGUUUGUGAAUAUUUUGGAGUGGAAGCUACUGGUGAGGAGUCCAGCAUUCGUCAGUACGAGCUGGUGGUUCACACUGAUGAAAACAUGAACAAAGUGUACACCGGGGAAAUGGGCCGCCUGAAGAGCUAUGAGAACCAGAAACCGCCUUUUGACGCCAAGAAUCCUUUCCUGGCCAUCGUGACCACAAAUCGGAAGCUGAACCAGGGCGGAGAACGCCAUCUCAUGCAUCUGGAGCUAGACAUCUCAAACUCCAAAAUCAGGUACGAGUCCGGGGACCACGUUGCCGUGUACCCAGCCAAUGAUGCGUUGCUCGUUAACCAGCUCGGAGAGAUCCUGGGGGCUGACCUGGAUGUGGUCAUGUCCCUGAACAACCUGGAUGAGGAGUCCAACAAGAAGCAUCCGUUCCCCUGCCCCACCACUUACCGCACGGCACUCACCUACUACCUGGACAUCACCAAUCCCCCUCGAACCAACGUCCUCUAUGAGCUGGCACAGUACGCUGGGGAGCCGGCAGAACAGGAGCAACUCCGCAAGAUGGCGUCCUCGUCGGGCGAGGGCAAGGAGCUGUACCUGAGCUGGGUUGUGGAAGCCAGGAGGCACAUCCUGGCCAUUCUUCAGGACUACCCCUCCCUCCGGCCCCCCAUUGACCACCUAUGUGAGCUGCUGCCCCGCCUGCAGGUCCGCUACUACUCCAUUGCCUCCUCCUCCAAGGUUCACCCCAACUCCGUUCACAUCUGUGCCGUGGUGGUGGAGUAUAAGACCAAGGCGGGCCGGGUCAACAAGGGCGUGGCUACCAACUGGCUCCGGGCCAAGGAGCCCGCCCAGGAGAACGGGAACAAGGCCACCGUACCCAUGUUCGUGCGCAAGUCCCAGUUCCGGCUGCCCUUCAAGCCCACCACGCCCGUCAUCAUGAUCGGCCCGGGCACCGGCAUCGCCCCCUUCAUGGGCUUCAUCCAGGAGCGGGCGUGGCUGAAAGAGCAGGGUAAGGAGGUGGGGGAGACCGUGUUGUACUACGGCUGCCGCCGGGGAGACGAGGACUACUUGUACCGGGAGGAGCUGGCGCGCUUCCACAAGGACGGAGUCCUCUCCCAGCUCCACGUGGCCUUCUCCCGGGAGCAGACCCAGAAGGUUUAUGUGCAGCACCUGAUGAAGCAGAACAAGGAGCAUCUCUGGAAACUGAUCCACGAGGGCAGCGCGCACAUCUACGUGUGCGGGGAUGCCCGGAACAUGGCCCGCGACGUGCACAACGUGUUCUGUGAGAUCGCGUCCGAGUUCGGGGGCAUGAGCCAGUCCCAGGCUGUGGACUUCAUCAAGAAACUGAUGGCGAAGGGGCGCUACUCCCUGGAUGUGUGGAGCUAGGGUCGGCCCGACCGCCCUGGGACUGAGAGGGCGCGGGCCGGAGGCGGCCCGGCCGGCCCAGCCCCUGUUCUGUAAUCAGCCCUUUUCUCUUUGCCUUCUCACUCUUACUAGGUUGUUCCCACUUAGCCUGGCCGUGGGGGAGGGGGGUUCUGGGGGAAGACUGGCCCCGGAGGGCCACCCCCCCUCCCCCCUGCAGAGCCCGCUGGCUGCCAUGGUCACUCUUUCCAAUGCCCCAGAGAGGCACGGGGACCACUGGGCUGCUUCCCUGCUCUUGAGGUCAGGAGUUUGGGAUUGGGUGAGGGUGUGUGGGGGGGUCAGGCCAAGCCUGUCUCCCAUCCCCAGCCCAGGGCCUGCUACCUCAAUUCCCAAGUGCUCUGGGAUUAGAGUGGGGAGCCCAGCUCCUCUUCCUUGUGGAAGAAGAGUUAAGGGACCAAGUCGGUCCCUUCCCCAGUGCCUGGAGUCCAGGGUGCCUCCGGCCAGGGCUCUCCUGUGCCAAAAUGCCCACCUCCUUCCCCCCGAUUGAGGGUCGGUGUCCUGUGGCCUUUGGCUAAGGCCUUGAAAGCUGCUGCUCAACGAGUAGGAGGGGAGAGGAGGGAGCAGUCUCAAAGCCGGGGCUUUUGCCCCCACGUUUCCCCCCCCCCUCCUCCUGUUCCCCAAGUUUCCUUCCCAUUGGCAUUGGCUCAACCAUGAAGCAGGCUUUGGAAGGAGAGUGCUGGGUGCAACCCCCCCCCAGAACGUCCAAUGAGUGUAAAUAAUUAUUUUGAAAUAUUCUUUGAUCUUGGAAUAGAAUUGUUUUUUUU